GAUACCUUCCAGUGUGGUUCAGCUUGGCUUUACUUCCCAACAUACUACACACUGCCAGCUUUUUGCAGCCAAGAGGUGGGUCCCAUUGGUACCAAACUGUGUCUGGGACUGAAACUUAGCUUGCAGCAUAGCCAGUUUUCCCCUGUGCAUCAGUCUUCUGCCUUCAGAAAUCUAUUUGCAUGUUCAAGACAGUUUGGGUGUCUUCACCAAGGAGCUGGGCUUUAAGGCAGCCUGAUUGCCAGUGUGCUGGCAAAGAAACACAUUGGAAAUGUGGAUUUGUCAGAACCAUAAUCCAGCAUUCACGUCCAAUGCAUGACCCUAAAGGCCCAGGGAAAGCAAGAAUGUUGAAGAAAAUACAGAUAUGCCUCUGCUUCUUCUUUGUCUCGGGCAUUUUGUACGAGAUCUCCCUGCUGUCCAGCUGCUUUUUCUCCUACAUGCCUAUGCCCAAGCACUUCUUCACACCUGAGCAGGUCUUGAACCUUGGCAAAAGCAUCAUUUUCCUGGAGACGACAGAGCGCCUGGAGCCCCCCCCACUGGUGUCCUGCUCAGUGGAGUCUGCUGCCAGGACUUACCGGGACCGGCCCGUCAUCCUCUUCAUGAAGGGACUUACAAAUGACACAGCAUUGGACUUGAACUCCAGCUAUGCAGCCUUCUCGCUUUUGUCUUCUAUGAAGAAUGUCUUCAUUUUUCCUCUCCAGAUGGAAACUGUCUUCCAGGAGACCCCUCUGCUCCAGUGGUACAAUCAGGUAGUCCCAGAGCUGGAGAAGAACUGGGUCCAUGUCAGCUCUGAUGCCAGCCGGCUGGCACUCAUUUGGAAGUAUGGAGGCAUCUACAUGGACACAGAUGUCAUCUCCAUCAGGCCCAUCCCUGAGGAAAGCUUCCUAGCGGCACAGAAGUCACAGUUCUCCAGCAAUGGGAUCUUUGGCUUCCCUGCCCACCACAAGUUUAUUUGGGACUGCAUGGAGAACUUUGUUCUCAAGUACAACGGGAACAUCUGGGGUAACCAGGGGCCCUUUUUAAUGACACGGAUGCUCAAGGCCAUUUGCAAUCUCACGGAUUUCAAAGGCACUGAGGACCACAGCUGCCAGAACAUCUCCUUCCUCAAUCCCCAGCGUUUCUACCCAAUACCAUACCCAGCUUGGGGCCGGUACUAUGAGGUGUGGGACAAAAGCCCCAAUUUCAGCCACUCCUACGCUCUGCACUUGUGGAACUUCAUGAACCACAACCGGAAAGCUGUGAUUGCAGGCAGCAACACUUUGGCUGAGAAACUGUAUAAAGCCUAUUGCCCCACCACAUACGAGGACCUGAUACAAAAUGCAGAGCUGGAAAAUUUCACAUUCUAUGAGGACACUGACAUGGUGUAAGGAGGAAGGGGGAUGAUCCUUCAAAGUGCUCCCCACCCUGGUGCCAAAACACAGUCACCACUGGUGUCAGCAGCUGGCUUUGUAGGAGAAAGACAUUUUCCUAACCACCAUCAGUACUCCCUUGGGAUACUAAGAUGCAUGGGCAGAAUGGUGGUGGAUAUCCAUCAGGCAUAGCCUCCAGUGACACUAGUGACAAUUUUGCCUCAAUUCUUUCUCCUUACAGGUGCUCAUGAACCAAACCUUCCUGAAUCAAAUGGAUUUACAGGCCUUAGUAGUGAGCUUUUCUAAGGGAAAAGUUCCUAAAGAGAUGCACAGCCUCCUGGGAAGAAUUCCAUCUCUGCACCUCCCACCAAUAUUG
Pezoporus occidentalis (night parrot) is the source of this 1722-nucleotide messenger RNA. It is a transcript of the gene A4GNT, whose product is annotated as alpha-1,4-N-acetylglucosaminyltransferase. The record is from RefSeq and is a predicted model, not a curated record. The coding region runs from base 180 to 1364 and encodes 394 amino acids. The transcript is spliced from 4 exons. Gene Ontology annotation, molecular function: acetylglucosaminyltransferase activity. Lineage: Eukaryota; Metazoa; Chordata; Aves; Psittaciformes; Psittacidae. Gene Ontology annotation, biological process: protein O-linked glycosylation.